AUGAACAUGGAAGAAGUUUACCUGCUUCGCAAGAAAUCUGACACGACCGAGGCGGCGCACACGUACAACAUGUGCGUCGCAGCGGCAGGAGGCUACCGGAUCGAGACCAUCCGCUGCGACAAGGGAGGCGAGAACACCGGAUCCGAAUUUCGGGACUACUGCAAGAAUUCAGCUAUCAAGCUCGAGUACGCCGCCACCAACACCCCUCAACAAAUUGGUGUAUCGGAACGGGACGGACAAACCCUGGCCGGAGUCACCCGGUGUCUUCUGAAGGAUGGAGAUUUUCCGCCGUCCAUGUGGGGGGAGUUAAUGCUGACUGCAGCAUACCUGUUGAACAGGUCCCCACAUUCAGCACUGGGAGGAGCUACGCCAUACUCGAAGUUGCACAAUAAGUCACCUGAUCUCUCGGGACUUCGGGUCAUUGGAGCGCGCGCCUUCGUACACCACGAGAGAUACCGAAAGAAGCUGGACGACAGAGCUUUUGAAGGCAAGCUAUGUGGUUUUGGCCUCGACAGCCAGACCUACCGGGUAUUGAAUCCAUCCAACGGGGCCGUGUAUUCCAUUGAAGCAAAUGGGUACGAGAGUGACGUGGUGAGCUUCACCUCCCUGCUGGACAGCCCCCACUCGACGAGCGACCUGGACUUCACGGCGCAGAACGAACUCCUUCGGCAAGAAGUCCGGAAGAUGCAGCAAGGCAAUCUCGCUCGGGAGGAGCUUCGCCUACAACUGGACGGGCACGAGGACGCACAUGGAAACGGGCAAGAUCUCGGCGACGGGGACGCUCCAUCACCACAUCUCCCAUCGACGCCAGCUGGAUCAUCAUCCGGGACCCAUGCAUCUAGCCCCAGUCCAUCAUCGUCGAACCCGACUGAACCAAACACUUCUGCAUCAACUGGAUCCUCCAGCAUGCGGCGCCUGCAAGUCACCAGAGCCAGCACGCGCGGGAAGCCCACCAGCGACGAUCAUAUCGACGUCAACUUGGUUCCUGCCAAUCUGGAAGUCAUCAUGAACGACCGCGGUCGAGCCCAUGCUACAACGGGCUGCGCAGAGCCAUCCGGUCUUUCCUUCACUCAGCUGGCUGAGAUAGCCGAUCAAGCCCAGCUCCCAUGCCCUGGCGAUACUGAGGAUUUCGCCCACGUUGCGGAAGACCCCUUCACGGUGCCGCGUGCUCACGCCUACGUCACGACCACUCACGAACACCACGGGAUCUUGGAGGAGACGAAUCAAGCGAUCAAAAUCCCCAACGCCUACGACGAAGCCAUACGCUCUCCCCAGCGCGAAGAAUGGAAAGGAGCGUGCAGGAAGGAAAUGGACAAUCUGCGGAAAUACAACGUCUACAAUCUGGUGCCCCUCAGCAGUGUUCCCAAGGGGGAGAAGAUCCUCGGAACGAAAUUCGUCUACAAGAGAGGACAGUUUCAGCUAGCGGCGUUUACGGAUUCAUCCUUCGGAGUAAACCCCGACAACGGAAGAUCUACCACGGGAUAUCUCCUCUUUCUGGCUGGAGGACUCAUCAGCUACGGUGCGAAGACUCAAACUCUAACCGCGCAAAGCACGGUCGAAGCCGAGAUUCAAGUACUUACCUACUCAGCAAGAGAGGCGGUCUACAUCUGAAAUUUAUGACGGAACUCAACUCCAAGACCUUCGGAUCGGUUCCCAUCAACAGCGACAGC
Molecule: messenger RNA, 1670 nt
Organism: Ectocarpus sp. CCAP 1310/34
Lineage: Eukaryota; Phaeophyceae; Ectocarpales; Ectocarpaceae
Source: the annotation of a GenBank genome assembly